CACAGACACUCCGGAAGUGAGGCGUUUAUUGACAAUAUGGCGACCGGGCCGUCUGAGAGGGGACGGGGCAUUUUUGGGUUUUGUCGGUGACCGCAGAUGUGGAUGAUCAAAGCGAAAGCUGUGCGCGAUAGAGUGUGAUGAAUGAAGGGACUCGGGAGCUGUCGGGAUGUUGUCUCUGAGCUGAGCGAGCCUUCACCGCUUCAGGUUCAUCAUGUCGUUCUUCAGAAGGAAAGCAAAAGGAAAGGAACCCGAGAGACCAGCAGAUGCCAAAGCCAGCAGAGCCCCAGCGUCGCCCCACUCCCCCUCUCCUAGCGGCCGUAAUCAUCAUGCUAUCCUGGAUGCAGCAGGACCCAGCCAUGUGGCCAUCAAUGCUAUCUCAGCCAACAUGGACUCCUUUGCCCGCGGCCGCACUGCUAUUCUCAAAAAACAGCCUAGCCACAUGGAGGCAGCACACUUUGGAGACUUAGGUCGCUCCAGUGUCAACUACCAGGUUCAAGAGACUCGCUCUCAGCUUUCUAAAACUGUAGAGCAGAUCUUGCGGGAUAAUGUGGCUUUGCCCUACUUCAUACAGUUUAUGGAGACCCGCUCAGCUGAGCACCUGGUCCGCUUCUGGCUUGAGGCUGAGAGCUUUCGAUCCACCAGCUGGUCUAGGGUCAGAGCACACAGCCUCAACUCAGUCAAGCACAGCACCUUGGCUGAGCCUGCGACUGCCCUUGAAUCCCCCGACUCACCAGACUCCCCAAAUGACCCCAGCAGACCCUCAGCUCUCAAUGAGGGAGAUGAAGAGGACACUUUCUCCUCGCGGACUUCCUCCAGACCUCACACUCCCAGCCCUCAAGACACUAACUCUCAUACCGUGGCUCUGAUUGGCCACAGGAACUCUGUAAGCUCAGAAGGGGCGGCCCGGCCUGGGACUCCCCACCUGCUACCCACCCUAAGGUCAGAAACACCCACCAGACAGCCCUCCUCCAGAACAGGCACUCCAGUUAAAGGGCAGUCUACUAGUGGCCUCUCUGAGAAACUUAUGAAAAGUAUAGAGAGGGAUGCCGUUAACAUUUUCACUAAGUACAUAUCUCCAGAUGCUGCUAGGCCAAUUCCCAUCACUGAACCAAUACGCAACGACAUUGUGGCGAAAAUCUGUGGUGAAGACGGACAGGUGGACCCAAACUGCUUUGUCAUUGCACAAUCUGUUGUGUUCUCCAUCAUUGACCAACAGCACUUUAGUGAGUUCCUGCGCAGUCAUUAUUUUUGUAAGUACCAGAUCGAGGUGCUGACCAGUGGUUCUGUGUUCCUAGCAGACAUUCUGUUUUGUGAGUCGGCCCUCUUCUACUUCUCUGAGUACAUGGAGAAGGAGGAUGCAAUGAAUAUACUGCAGUUCUGGCUGGCCGCAGAAAACUUUCAAGAUCAUUUGGCUGCUAAGAAAGGCCAGUACGAUGGACAGGAAGCCCAGAAUGAUGCCAUGAUUCUCUAUGACAAGUAUUUUUCACUCCAAGCCACAAAUCCGUUGGGUUUUGGUGACUCUGUACGGAUGGAGAUUGAAUCCAAUAUCUGUAGAGAAGGCGGCCCUCUCCCAGACUGCUUCAACACUCCACUAAGACAGGCCUGGACCACCAUGGAGAAGGUAUACAUGCCAGGCUUUCUGUCAAGCAACCUUUACUAUAAGUAUUUGAGUGACCUUAUCAACUCCGUACGGGUGGACGAGUUUAUUGGAGGAAAUGCCAACACUCCAGAAGGCGACCGCAACUCUAGCGUCACGGAAGGGUCACAAGCCCAGCAAGGAACUAAAAAAGUGGCAGUCAGGAUCCUGAAGAACUUUGAUGAGGCGAUAACGGUGGACAUCGCCAGUCUGGACCCUGAGUCUCUCUAUCAGAGACCGUAUGCUGGAAGAAUGACCUUUGGGAAAGUGAAUGAGCUGGGCCAGUUCAUCAGAGAGGCCGAGCCAGAGCCAGAUGUGAAGAAAUCCAAGGGUUCCAUGUUUUCUCAAGCAAUGAAGAAAUGGGUGCAAGGAAACUCAGAUGAGGCACAAGAAGAGAUGGCAUGGAAGAUCGCAAAGAUGAUCGUCAAUGAUGUCAUGCAGCAGGGACACUAGGGAAGCCCUGAAGUGAAGUCAACAAAAUUAUAGAUUUCUGUAUGAAAGGUGACCUGGUUCUGUUUUCGUCAGCUAUGACCCUCUCGUUCGGUGUGGAAGCAGCUCCUACCCUCUCUCCUUGUCGCCCCUCUGCAUAAUGACUGGAGAAGCAGAUGACCAGAAGACGAACACUGAGCUGAACUGCAUUGAGAUACCAGUGAGGACCUGAAAGAGGCAUUCCACGACUUCCUGCAUGUGUUUGUGUGUGAGAGCGUGAGUGUUUAGAUAUGCACACUAAUAGCCAAAAUAAGUUUUCUGUAUGAUCCACCCCAUCAUCUCUAGGAAUAGUUUCUUAUUUGAAGAGGAGUGUAAUGAGUUUAACUACAGACAAAAAUAAACCUGUAAACGCACUGCAGACGAACAGAACUAAAUCUCAGAACAAGACUGACAGGAGAAUUUCAAACUGUGCCUGCCACUGUUGCGUUUAGCUGUUACCGUGUCGUCCAACAGGAAGUGCACAAGAAUCUGAACAGGAAAUACAAUGUGGCUGUGACUUAAAUAUUUCCUUCCUUAGUUCUUAUGUCACACGUCUCUUUUAUCUUUCUUUUUUUUGUUGACUUUUUAAAAGAACGGCUAUGAAGUGCUUAGGCCUUUUUUAGUAAAAAAUAAAACAAAAAACAAAAAUGCAUAAAUAUCCAAGGUGGCUACGUACAGUUUUAUUUUUAGAUUUACAGUAUGCCAUAAUGGACAUAAGGCAGCCAGUGUCUGAGACUCUAGAGUCACUCUCUCAUGGUGACUCAUUUUACAGUUGAAACCUGAAUGGGAUCUAAUGAACUUGGGCCUGAAAAAUGUUCCCUGACUGCAGAACUCCUAGAACCCUGUCCAGAUCUGAUUCUAGACUUAGAGAUAUACAAACUGAACUGCUAGGACAAUGUUUAUCCCUGUUCUGUAUAAAUGUGGAUUCCUGAUUUUCCUCCAUAUAUUAAUGGUAGCUUUUUCUAUGGUGAUUGUCUUUUUUUUUAUGAUUCAUAAAACUCUGUCUAAGCAAAUCUCAAUGAUGACUGUUCCCUUUGUACGUGUACUUGGACAUAAAGUUAUUGCUUUGGACCUCAUUGAGAUGUGGAUGAGAAACAGGAAAAAGACUUUUGGUACUAUGUACCAUUAAUAUGUUUUCUGACAUGUGUGCUUAAUCUAUAAAAUAUUUAAAUGUGUUUGAUUUAAAUACAUAUAUUGUUGAAACGCA
Messenger RNA from Carassius gibelio (silver crucian carp), 3311 nucleotides. RefSeq names its product A-kinase anchor protein 10, mitochondrial. The transcript has 15 exons. Gene Ontology annotation, cellular component: plasma membrane. The coding region runs from base 212 to 2089 and encodes 625 amino acids. NCBI's taxonomy places the organism in Eukaryota, Metazoa, Chordata, Actinopteri, Cypriniformes, Cyprinidae. Gene Ontology annotation, biological process: intracellular protein localization. Gene Ontology annotation, molecular function: protein kinase A binding. The record is from RefSeq and is a predicted model, not a curated record.